Molecule: messenger RNA, 1071 nt
Organism: Cataglyphis hispanica
Lineage: Eukaryota; Metazoa; Arthropoda; Insecta; Hymenoptera; Formicidae
Product: protein KTI12 homolog
Exons: 5
Coding region: 214-1047 (277 amino acids)
Source: RefSeq, a predicted model, not a curated record
UCCUUCGACUCUGACUGUCCGAAAGUCGACUGUCCGAAAGAACGAUCCUUGAUGUGAUUUCACAAAAUUAAAAAAACUAAAUUAUAUUUAUAUAUAAUAUGCUUAUCGUUAGAAAUUUAUACAGUUUAUAUGAAUUGAUAUUUUUGUAAAAAGUUAGAGGAUGUGAAUAUAUAAAGAUUGAAUCUCAUUUGAAAUUUGUUACAUUAUGCUAAAAUGCCACUGAUAAUAAUAACUGGCAUCCCGUGCAGCGGUAAAACGACGAGAGGUCUUGAAUUGAAGAAAUAUUUUGAAAAUACGCUAAAGAAUAGUGGACAAAAUGUAGAAAUAAUUAACGAAUACGAUGCGAUAAUUAAGGAAGGCUAUGAUAAAAAUAUAUUUUACGCCGAUUCUAAAAAAGAAAAAGCUGUUAGAAGUGCCAUAAAAUCGGAUAUUCAACGUAGGCUAAAUACACGCGAUCUACUGAUAUUUGAUGGUAGCAAUUAUAUCAAAGGAUAUCGGUACGAAAUUUACUGUAUGACUAAAUUGUACAAGACUCCUCAAUGCACGAUACAUUGUGAUAUACCAGUCGAAUGUGCUUGGUUGUGGAACAAUAAACGAGUCGAAUCAGAUCGAUAUAAUAGAGAAAUUUUUGACUCACUUGUAGUAAGGUACGAAACACCAGACAAUAAAAACCGAUGGGAUUAUCCACUUUUCGCAAUUACACCAGAAGAUGAAUUAAUGUUUGAUGAAAUUUAUAAAUCGCUUUACGAAGUCAAGUCACCAAAACCAAAUCAAAGUACCCAAUGUCCACCAUUAGCAUCUACGAAUUAUUUAUAUGAAUUAGAUACAAUAACAAAAGAUGUUAUAAAUGCAAUAUUAUCGGCGCAACAACUGGGAAUAAAUGACAAUAUAAAGAUACCAGGUUCCAAUGUGACUGUACAAAGCACAGCUACACCAGCAAAACUAAUGAGAUUACGAAGACAGUUUUUAACUUAUAGUAAAAUGCAGCAAAGUGGAAUCGAUCAAAUUGCUACAUUAUUUGUACAAUACCUCAAUAAAAACUUAUAAUAAAACAGAGAAAAAUGUACUGGA